AUGGCACCUGGUGUCAAAGAUAAUUUACGUGCUGUAACACCAACACAGUCUAACCACGUAAGUAACGAGGGUGACGUCAUCAAAGUUUUUAUAAGAGUCCGUCCCCCUAUUGAGGGGCCCAUCCUCCAUGAUGGAGAGCAUCCUGGCUUGUGCUUAUCAGUGCUCACUUCCAAUAGCCUCCGUCUGCAUUCUAAACCAGAGCCCAAGAUCUUCACAUUUGAUCAUGUUGCAGAUAUGGACACUACUCAGGAGUCUAUAUUCUCAAGUGUGGCCAAAAGCAUUGUUGAAUCCUGCAUGAAUGGUUAUAAUGGUACCAUCUUUGCAUAUGGUCAAACUGGCUCAGGAAAAACAUUUACUAUGAUGGGACCAUCUGAAUCUGAUAAUUUCACCCAUAAUCUUAGAGGUGUAAUUCCCAGAAGUUUUGAAUAUCUCUUUUUUUUAAUUGAUCGUGAAAAGGAAAAGGCUGGGACUGGAAAGAGUUUCCUUUGUAAGUGCUCGUUCAUUGAAAUUUACAAUGAACAGAUAUUUGAUUUACUGGAUUCUGCUUCUGCUGGGCUGUUUUUAAGAGAACACAUCAAAAAGGGUGUCUAUGUAGUUGGAGCUGUUGAACAGGUGGUAACAUCUGCUGCUGAAGCUUAUCAGGUAUUAUCAGGGGGAUGGCGAAAUAGACGUGUGGCAGCUACAUCUAUGAAUAGAGAGUCUUCCAGGUCUCAUGCUGUCUUUACAAUUACAGUAGAGUCAAUGGAGAAAAAUGGUGAUAUUGUGAAUAUUCGGUCCUCCCAGCUCAACCUGGUAGACUUAGCUGGAUCUGAAAGACAAAAAGAUACACAUACAGAAGGUUUGAGAUUGAAGGAAGCAGGUAAUAUAAAUCGAUCAUUGAGCUGCCUGGGUCAAGUGAUUACAGCGCUUGUUGAUGUGGGUAAUGGAAAACAGAGACAUGUUUGCUACAGGGACUCCAAGCUUACUUUCUUACUACGGGAUUCUCUUGGAGGUAAUGCCAAAACAGCCAUAAUUGCAAAUGUUCACCCUGGAUCCAAGUGUUUUGGAGAAACUCUGUCAACUCUUAACUUUGCUCAGAGAGCUAAGCUGAUUAAAAACAAGGCUGUGGUAAAUGAAGACACACAAGGAAAUGUGAGCCAACUUCAAGCUGAAGUGAAGAAGCUCAAAGAACAGCUUGCUCUGCUGACCACAGGCACUGGUGGUGUCCCAGAUGAAGAAAAUACUAAUUACAUGAACUGUUUUCGAGAGGCAAUGUUAUUCUUGAAGAAAUCUGAACAUGAAAAAAAGUCUUUAUUAGAAAAAGUUGCACAGUUGGAAGAUCUCAGUGUCAAAAAAGAAAAAUUCAUUCAGUCCAAUAAAAUGAUUGUUAAGUUUCGGGAGGAUCAUAUAAUGCGCUUAGAGAAACUCCAGAAAGAAGCAAGGGGCAGUUUUAUGUCUGAAGAACAGGAUAAGCUGCUCUCCGAAUUAAGGGAAGAAAUACAGACUCUGAGAGAACAAAUAGAGCAGCAUCCUCGUAUUGUGAAAUAUGCCAUGGAAAACCACUCCCUCAGAGAGGAGAACAAGCGACUUAAGUCCUUAGAAUCUGUGAAAAGAAUACAAGAAAUGGAUGCUCAGACCAUUGCAAAAUUAGAAAAAACUUUCUUUGAAAUUUCUGGCAAAGAGAAAAACGAUAAAGGUCAGCAAGGACACCCUCUAAUGACUUCCUCAGAAUCUAGCUUAUCAGCAUCAGUAGAGAAGCUAAGAGCACAGCUUCUGCAGUCCCAGAGUGAAUUGAGUAAUUCAAAGCAAGAAUAUGAAGAAUUCAAAGAGCUUACCAAGAAGAGACAGCUGGAACUGGAGUCAGAGCUUCAAUCCCUGCGUAAAGCAAACCGGAGCCUAGAGAACAUCUUAGAGGCCACCAAAGCAUCCAAGCGCCAGGAAGUGUCUCAGCUGAAUAAGAUUCAUGCAGAGACACUGAAGAUCAUAACUACUCCUACCAAGGCUUAUCAGCUUCGGUCUCGAUUAGUACCUCGACUGAGUCCAGAUAUCUUAAACUCUAGCCCCAAAGGCACUCAGAACACAAAUGACUUGGAUACUGAUAUAUUCAAUGAGCCAGUUCCUCCAGAAAUGAAUGAACAGGCAUGCGAGGCCAUUUCUGAGGAACUCAAAGUAGUUCAGGAACAACUGAGCGUUCUUCAGACAAAGUUGGAUGAAAAAGAAAGUACAAACAUGAAACUUCAGCAGCAAAUUGACAAAUUAGAGCAUCAUUCCACACAAACACAGGAGCUCUUCUCUUCAGAAAGAACUGAAUGGCAUAAACAGCAGCAAGAGUAUCUUUCACAAUUGAGUUCCCUUGAAAAACAGCUUCAAGAUGCUCAUGGCAAGAAUGAACUCAUGACAAGUGAAAUAUGUGACCUGCGUAUAGUUCUUCAGUCUGCAGAUAAGGAGUUAUCUUCAGUGAAACUGGAAUGCAAUUUAUUAAGAGAAAACCAGGAAAAAGAAAUCGGUCAACUUUCCCAAAGACAUAUGGAUGUACAACUCCAAUUAGAUAAUGUCAGACUAGAGCAUGAAAAGUUGCUUGAAACAAAAGCGUGCCUGCAGGACUCCUAUGAUAAUCUCCAGGAAGUGAUGAAGUUUGAGACUGAUCAGCUUUCCAAGGAGCUCCAAGAUAGCCAAGAAGCAAACAAGACUCUUCGAACUGACCUCAGUAAUUUGUUGGAGCUUUUAGAAACAGAAAAAGAACGAAAUAUCAAGUUGAUAUCACAGUUGGAAGAAGACAAAGAAAAUAAUUCUAAGAAGUUCUUGGAAGUUCUUGACACAGUACAACAGGAGAAGCAGAAAGAGAUUGCUAAGUGUGAGCAGCAGACUGCAAAUAUACAGAAACUGGAACAGAGCUUGUCAGCAUCUGAAAAGAUCAUUGCUUCUCUGGAAAAGACUAAGGCUGCUGACCAGGAAGUCAUGACUAAUCUCAUGAGUCAGAUCCAGGACCUACGAGCAUCUGUCAGUCAGAAAAAUGGAAAUAUAGAUAUGUUAACAAGAGAACUAGAGGACAUUACAUACAAAUAUACCUCUACCUUGACUGAAAAAGAUGACUGUAAAGCAGAUUUAAAGAAACAAGAAGAACAGAUUAUGGAACUGAAAGAAGCCCUUAAUUUGAGAAAGUUGUCUGAUGAUAUUGAGAGAGACAUGUUGUGUGAAGAUCUGGCUCAUGUCAGUGACCAGCUAAACAAAUUAACAGAAGCCUCUAACAAGCAUUCAGUGUUGCUUCAGUGUGCCGAAGAAGAGCUAGCAAAGAAAGAAGCUUUUAUUCAGGAGCUUCAGGAACAGCUAAGUGAAAAAGUGAAAGAAUUGGAACAGAGGAAGAAUGCAUUUAGUUUGAAAAUGAGACACCUAGAAUGUGUGAUGGAUUCCACUGCUGUAACUCCACAGAGUCCUAAAACUCCACCUAAUUUCCGAACACAUCUGGCAAAGCUCCUAGAAACACAAGAACAAGAAAUAGAAGACCGAAGAGCCUCCACAAUCUCCUUGCAGUAUCUUGUAACAAAACUGAAUGAAGAGAGAGAUGUCAAAAAUACUGAAAUCCUUAGAAUGAAGGAGCAGUUAUGUGAAUUAGAAAACACACGCUUAGAACUUCAGCAGAUGACAGAAACAAAUCGAAACUUACAGAGACAACUUGAUGAUAUUAAGAAUCAAAAGAAAAGCAGCAAUCAAAAAUAUCCAGAUGUUCAACAAAUUAAAAAAGAACAAGAAAAGGAAAUUAUUGAAGAAAGACUUGCUAAGAAUAAAGCAGUUGAAGAAAUGCUGAAAAUUAAAGCAGAAUUAGAAGAAGUCAAAGAUGUCCUUGCAGGCAAAGAGGUAAGCUGGCUUAAAAUGAUGGAAGAAGUAGAACGAACAAGAGCUCUGGAAUCUAAAGCCUUCCAGGAGAAGGAACAGCUGAGAUCCAAGCUAGAAGAAGUCUAUGAAGAAAAAGAAAAAAUUUUACAGGAGACAAACAUGCUAAGGAAGCAAGUAGAGUUUCUUGCAGAAGAAAAUGGAAAGUUAGUAGGUCACAAAAAUCCAAACCAGAAGAUUCAGUACCUGGUGAAACUGAAGAAAGACAAUGCCAGACUCACUGAAGAAGCUGAAAAAUUACGUGUCGAAAAUGUCUUCUUAAAAGAAAGCAGAAAAUGUGACAUUUGUCAAGAUCCUGACCAAGUACCUUGA
Gracilinanus agilis (Agile Gracile Mouse Opossum) is the source of this 4182-nucleotide messenger RNA. It is a transcript of the gene KIF15, whose product is annotated as kinesin family member 15. The coding region runs from base 1 to 4182 and encodes 1393 amino acids. Gene Ontology annotation, molecular function: microtubule binding; ATP binding; microtubule motor activity. NCBI's taxonomy places the organism in Eukaryota, Metazoa, Chordata, Mammalia, Didelphimorphia, Didelphidae. The record is from RefSeq and is a predicted model, not a curated record. Gene Ontology annotation, biological process: microtubule-based movement. The transcript is spliced from 35 exons.